Molecule: messenger RNA, 2299 nt
Organism: Wasmannia auropunctata (little fire ant)
Lineage: Eukaryota; Metazoa; Arthropoda; Insecta; Hymenoptera; Formicidae
Exons: 7
Coding region: 217-2286 (689 amino acids)
Biological process (GO): SCF-dependent proteasomal ubiquitin-dependent protein catabolic process; glycoprotein catabolic process
Cellular component (GO): SCF ubiquitin ligase complex; cytoplasm
Molecular function (GO): ubiquitin protein ligase activity; protein binding
Source: RefSeq, a predicted model, not a curated record
CUGAGAACGUGGCGUCAUUUUUAUCAAACGCGUGGUAGAUGAUUUUUUUUUCGCUCGCGUAUUUAUGUCUGGUAAAUUAUAAAAGAGCGGACUAGUUUCGACGAGCAUUUCUGUAUCGUGACGAGAGACGAACGUGGAUCACGGAAGUUACGUGUCAAAAAAGAGCGAAACGGGAUUCGUGCGUUGAACGAAGUCGAGCUUUACGCGUCUUCCGUUAUGACUCAAAACAGGCGUAUUAUCGAUUCGCGUCAUGUUUAUACCUCUCGCGUACGUAGAUCUUGGGGAAACUUUGGAAAGAAAACCGCUCGGAAAAUCAUGAUGGGGCAAUUCAACGCUACUCCUUCGAGUCCUCGCGUGAUGUUCGACGAGGAGAGUGACAACGGUUUGGUACUCUGCGACAAAUAUCUGCCGAAAGAGAUGCUAAUGGAGAUCCUCUGCCAUGCCGACUGCAAGACCCUGUUGAACUGCCAAUUGGUGUGCAAACACUGGAAUAGGCUGAUGAAUAAGGUCUGGCACAUGAAAACUGAGCAAACGUUGGGCAAACCGUUCCCGUGGAACGAUAGAAUACCCUGGUCCGUAUAUUAUUUCGCAUGCACGAAGAAGCCUUAUGAGAGGAACUUGAUAAAGAACCAUUCCGGUGCGUACGGAUUGGCCGACUGGAAAUUGCUUUUGAAUGGUGGCGAUCGUUGGAAGGUAGAGGAACCACCCGUCGGCGUCCAGGAACUGCAAGAAAUGGCCGACCCAAUGUUCGAAAACAGACAGAUCUGUUUCACGACGUCCUUUCAACGUUGUAACAAAGAACAGAAAAUAGAUUUAACGAGAGAGGGGAUUCAUCCAUACAUCCUAGAUACUUAUCGACCACCUAUAGUGGUAAGCGAAUGGUACAGUUGUAGAUGGGACUGUCCAGCAGUAUAUGAGUUGGGCGUAGAGUUACUUGGAAUUGACAAUGAACUGAUAGACGAGUUUGUCUUUAAAGAUAUUCUAAUAGGAGAGAAACAGAAUGAGUGGCUGAAAGUUUCACAUGUAUUUGAAAACUAUGGACCUGGUCUUCGAAUUAUCUCCUUCGAACAUGGUGGGAAGGAUAGAUCAUAUUGGGCAGGGCAUUAUGGCAGUAAAAUGACUAGAGCAUGUGUUUUUGUGAAAAUUCCUGGGAAUAUUUCUACUGUUACGAGCAAAUGUUCCGUAUUAUAUGAGACGGUAACAAGCAUAUGCAACAAGCCUGCAUGUAUCCGCCUUAAACACAUGUAUUUUGAUGUGUCACGAUACAAUGUGCCAAGUGUGUUGACAGAGAUGGAACAAUUCAAUUCAAUUCUUUCGAGUUCUCGCGUGAUGUUCAAUGAGGAGAGUAACAACGGUUUGGCACUCAACCUGCCGGAAGAAGUACUGAUAGAGAUUUUCUAUUUUGUCGACUGCAAGACCUUGCUGAACUGCCAAUUGGUGUGCAAACGCUGGAAGAUGCUGACGAAUCGAGUUUGGCAUAAAAAAAUUAAGCACAGAUUGAACGAACCGUUUGCGUGGAACGAUAAGAUCCCCUGGUCCGUAUUCUAUUUCACAUGCAAGCCUUACAACAGGAAUUUGAUAAAGAACCAUUCCGGAUUGGAAUACAUGAAUGGUUGGAAAAUCACUAGUUGGGAAAAAAUUCGUCUCGAAUGGAAAAGAGGGUGGAAAAGACAACAGUGUAUGAUACUAGACAACGAAUCAAAGCCCAAUAUCAAAUGUUCAUGUCUACUAUAUACCAUUUUUGCUGCCUACUUUAUCCGGCCGAAUUUCUUAAUACGGCAGAACACCAGAAAGCAAAAUAUAGAUCUGAUAAAGGAAGGGAUCGACGCGUAUAUCCUAGAUACUUAUCAACCAUCCAUAGUGGUAAAAGAAAAGUUCAGCAUUCUAAUGAACAAUGCAGCAACAUAUACAUUAAGAGUUAGAUUAAUUAAUGUUAACAAGGAACUGAUAGACGAGUUUCAAUUUACACAUCCAAUAAGAUCUGAGACACAGAAUAAAUGGCUGCAAAUUUCAUAUGUAUUUAAAAACUAUGGACCUGGUCUCAGAUUUAUCACGUUUGAGCAUGGCGGAAAAUUAAUUAGUAACCCUAACAGAGACCCAGACUAUGAAGAGGUUCAAAUGAAUUGGGCACAUGUUUCUGUCCAAAUACCUGAUAUUGCAUAUGCAAAUAUAAAUAAGUUAAAAAAACAAGAAUCACAGAAGAGAAAGAAGUUUAUGUGGGAUUUCCUCUCUCCUUUUUUAAGACAUAAAAUGUCAUAUAAUUUGAGAAAAAUUAAGCCAGUUUAAAUGAAAUAAACAA